Schistocerca nitens (vagrant locust) is the source of this 2108-nucleotide messenger RNA. RefSeq names its product mitochondrial dicarboxylate carrier-like. Gene Ontology annotation, biological process: oxaloacetate transport; thiosulfate transport; malate transmembrane transport. The transcript has 9 exons. The record is from RefSeq and is a predicted model, not a curated record. The coding region runs from base 313 to 1194 and encodes 293 amino acids. NCBI's taxonomy places the organism in Eukaryota, Metazoa, Arthropoda, Insecta, Orthoptera, Acrididae. Gene Ontology annotation, molecular function: sulfate transmembrane transporter activity; succinate transmembrane transporter activity; antiporter activity.
AAGAUUAAUGCAAAUAUGAUGGCCAUAAUGUCCUCUGGUAUCGCUGUGUCCUUGUAAACAAUAAUUGAAAGAAACUGGAGAUUAUUCACGGUAAACUCGUGAUCACUUCCAUUCCCUCAUUCGUCGAAAGGAGGUGAAACAUCUCAACAGUAGCUAAUAUUAGCUACAGUACACACGACAUAAAAGUGCCAGUAAAUACACGGUAUUUUCUAGAUAUGAUUCAGUAAGAAGCAUGGUGGUAAACGCGAGCCGUCGGUCAGUCACUGUUUUUGGCUUGAACAUCUUUGCUUAAUAAAUGUGGCGAGCAAGAUAAUGAUGCGGAAUACAGGAGAAGAAAGGCGUAUCGCUACGUGGUGGAUGGGUGGUGUUGCCUCAGCUGGUGCUUGUUGCUUCACGCAGUGCCUUGACACAGUGAAGGUUCAAAUGCAAACCCAACAAGAAGUUCGCCGCACAAUGUUACAAACAACAAUGGACAUAAUUCGUUCAGAUGGCAUUCUUGCUCUAAAUAAUGGACUGUCAGCUGCUAUAAUGAGGCAACUUACUUAUUCCACCUUCCGCUUUGCCUUUUAUGAGGCUGUGAAGCAACACAUGGACCCUAAAGGAAAUAAUGUUCCUUUCCACCUUAAAAUAGGAAUAGCAGCAGUUGGUGGUACAAUAGGUGGUUUCAUUGGCACACCAGCAGAUGUAAUAAAUGUUCGUAUGCAGAACGAUAUGAAACUUCCUCGAAACCAAAGGAGAAAUUAUCGACAUGUAUUUGAUGGGCUGGCACGCAUAUACAAAGAAGAAGGCAUGCGUGGACUUUUCUCAGGAGCGACUAUGGCUACUGGUCGAUCGAUAUUGAUGACUGUGGGUCAACUAACUUUCUAUGACCAGUGCAAAGUCAUGCUAAUGUAUUAUUUAGAUCUCAAAGACAACAUUAGCACCCACUUCCUAGCAAGCAUUGUGGCGGGAGCGGUGGCUACUACACUAACUCAACCAAUUGAUGUGCUCAAAACACGUACUAUGAAUGCCCGACCAGGAGAAUUUAAGAGUAUGUGGCAUAUUAUUCUGCACACAGCUAAGUUGGGACCACAAGGCUUCUUCAAGGGCUACAUUCUCAGAUUUAUUCGUCUUGCCCCACACACAAUACUGACUUUUAUCUUUUUUGAGCAACUUCGUCUCAAUUUCGGCAGAAUUGUGCCUCCUGAUAGAUGAUAACAACUACAUUUAAUGAGGUUCUGCAAAAGGAUUGUAGACAUUUCUUCAUCUGGGAGAAGCCCUAGCACACUAAUGGUAUGAAGCAGUAUUUGUAUAGUAUUUCAUUUGCUUGUGUGACUGUGAUUUAUAGUUUGGAUAAAUUACUAAACAAGGCUUGUGAAUUUAUCUAGUGUAUGAAAUUGAUGAUAAAUGUAGCAGUAAAAAUACUAUUAGUUUGAAGUAUAAUGUGUUUUAUUUGAUUAAAUUCUGCAUUACUGCUGACCUUGCAAUCCAUGAAGGAUAUGGGUGUGCUCUUGUCAUUAUGUCCAUUAACCCUCAAGUGGGCGUGCCAAUUUUAGUAACAUGAGCAGGUGCGUGGCAUAUUUUAUACGUGUGUAAAGGAUAGCUGUCUUUAUGUUAUCAGAGGAAACAUAUAUGAGCAAAAUCAAGGCAAUGUUAUAAUAAACUUUUGUGCACUAAAUCAUUGCUUAAUUAAACAAUAAUAAAAUAAACUUUCAUUGUAUCACUCUGUUGUCAUGUACAAGUGCCCUUGGAGCAUUAAACAGUAAAGCUGUAUCAGAGCCUUGCCACAUGCUUAUUUGAUUACUAAUUAUCUCGUGGACAAGUGCAUCAUUGUGGAAUUGUGCUGCUAGCUUAGAAUCUGGACCAUUUUCUUCCAUGGAUCAUGUUUUUUUUUUCCUCAUAUAGUUUGCUGAUUAUUUUAUACUACUGCUGCUUAUUUGAAUUUAUGGCAAUGCAACGCAUCAAUGUGUUGACUGAAGCAAUGAUGAAAGAAUAGGAACAGGCUUGCAAUUGUAAAACAGCAAUGGAACAGUAGAAGGCAAUGUUAUUUGUGAUUGGCACACUUUAUAUAUAGGAAUGUCGACUUGAGGAUUAAGAGAGACCGAUGCAAUUUCUAAUUCCGGCUAAAU